Messenger RNA from Paraglomus occultum, 153 nucleotides. Lineage: Eukaryota; Fungi; Glomeromycota; Glomeromycetes; Paraglomerales; Paraglomeraceae. The record is from the annotation of a GenBank genome assembly.
GAUGCCUUGAUGCGCUUGUUAGUUCCUCGUCUUAAAGAUGACGUUAGAAUAACCCAAACUAUUACAGCAAAUAUGGAAAAGAAACAUGGCUCCGAAUACGCUGCCCUGAUGAAGACCAUCUUAGAGCUCGGCCCGCCACUUGGCAGACGAUAG